Messenger RNA from Neltuma alba, 1375 nucleotides. RefSeq names its product 2-methylene-furan-3-one reductase. The coding region runs from base 48 to 1244 and encodes 398 amino acids. The transcript is spliced from 4 exons. Gene Ontology annotation, molecular function: oxidoreductase activity, acting on the CH-CH group of donors, NAD or NADP as acceptor; zinc ion binding. The record is from RefSeq and is a predicted model, not a curated record. NCBI's taxonomy places the organism in Eukaryota, Viridiplantae, Streptophyta, Magnoliopsida, Fabales, Fabaceae.
ACUUGCACAAUGCAGAUUGUGGCGAAGCUUGAUAGCCUUCAGAAAACAUGUCAGGUUGUGCUUCAUUCUCCUCCACAACUUCCCACCUCAGAACCCUUCCCUCUUCUCUUCCGUCCACCACCAUAUCUCCUUGUCCUUCCCUCCGAUUUUCCCUCACUUUCCGGGAAAAUGGAAAACAGGUCGCACCCACAAGCACCUCUGUCCAAAAACGCAAUCUUGUUUCAUCGAGGUCUGGUAGAUUUGUGGUGAAAUCCCAGGCCACUAGUGCUCCUACUUCUUCUGAGUCUGUCCAAGUCACACCCGUGCCUUCCCAAAUGAAGGCAUGGAUUUAUGGAGAGUAUGGGGGAGUUGAUGUUUUGAAGUUCGAUUCCAACGUUGGUGUGCCUGAUUUUAAGGAAGAUGAGGUGCUCAUUAAGGUUGUCGCUGCGGCUCUUAAUCCCGUUGACGCCAAGAGGAGGCAGGGCAAGUUCAAGGCUACUGAUUCUCCCCUUCCGACUGUUCCAGGUUAUGAUGUUGCCGGAAUAGUUGCAAAGGUUGGUAGUCAAGUGAAAGACUUCAAAGUGGGUGAUGAAGUUUAUGGGGACAUAAAUGAGAAAGCCCUUGAGGGGCCUAAGCAGUUUGGAACUCUGGCAGAGUAUACUGCUGUUGAAGCAAGACUGUUAGCACCAAAACCUAAGAAUUUGGAUUUUGCUCAGGCUGCUGGUCUUCCUCUUGUGAUUGAGACAGCGUAUGAGGGUCUGGAGAGGACCGGCUUCUCAGCCGGUAAAUCUAUUCUUGUUCUGAAUGGUUCUGGUGGAGUUGGAAGCCUAGUGAUUCAGCUAGCUAAGCAUGUUUUUGGCGCUUCGAGAGUCGCUGCCACAGCAAGCACUAGAAAUCUGGAUCUGCUGAAGAACUUGGGUGCUGAUUUGGCUAUUGACUACACAAAGGAGAACUUUGAAGAUUUGCCUGAAAAAUUUGAUGUAGUUUAUGAUGCCAUUGGGCAAUGCGACCGAGCAGUGAAGGCUGUAAAAGAAGGAGGCAGUGUCGUGGCACUGACCGGUGCCGUGACACCACCCGGCUUCAGAUUUGUUGUGACGUCAAAUGGAGAAGUUCUGAGGAAACUGAACCCUUAUUUGGAGAGUGGGAAGGUAAAGCCAGUUGUGGACCCUAAAGGUCCAUUCUCCUUUGCUCAGGUUGCUGAUGCCUUCUCUUACCUUGAAACCAAUAAAGCAACUGGCAAAGUUGUUAUUCAUCCAAUCCCAUGAGGAAGAAGGGGGGGGGGGGAAACAAACAUGAAAAGAGAGAGAGAGAGAGGGCAUUUUGGUGUGUAAUGUAUCUUGUGAUGUUCACGCUAUGAGUAAAUAAAAGUCGAGAUCAGAAACUUUUCGGUCAAAAA